Molecule: messenger RNA, 2442 nt
Organism: Dovyalis caffra
Lineage: Eukaryota; Viridiplantae; Streptophyta; Magnoliopsida; Malpighiales; Salicaceae
Source: the annotation of a GenBank genome assembly
AUGGAAAUCGUAUGGUCGCACUCGUUUCAAUUGAACGGUCAUUGCAUGAAUAAAAAACUUGAGCUAGUUCCAUACGAGGUAACUGUCAGAAAUCCUAAAAAGACAACUUUAGUUUCUUGUAGUUUGCAAAAUAAUGCUACUUCAUUUCAGUUAGCUAAAAACCCAUUUGAGAAAUCAAGUUAUACACAUGGGUUUUUGACCACAAAGUCUGUUAUGGAUGUUUCAAAGGUUAAUAGCAUGGUUAAGGAGUAUACAGAAGAUGGGUUUUUUGAGGAUGCAAUUAGAGUGUAUCUUGAUUUCAUUGAAUAUGGGUUUCCUGUUGAGUUUAGAUUUUUUCCUUGUUUGAUUAAAGCAUAUGGUGGGCUUUGUGAUGUCAGUAAAGGAAAACAAAUUCAUGGGCAUUUAUUAAAGUUCGGAUUUUUGGAAGAUGUGUAUGUUAAAAAUUCUCUUUUGGGUAUGUAUUGGAAAUGUGGGGCUGGUGGGGACGCGGUUGAAAUGUUUGAGAGGAUGCAAGAGAGAGAUUUGGUUUCGUGGAAUACAAUGAUAUCUGGGUUUUGCCAAUCAGGAGAUUAUGUGAAAUCGUUGACGAUGUUUGGCAGGAUGGUUAAGGAACGGGGUGGUGAAUGUCCUAACCGAGUGGCAUAUCUCGCUGCUCUCUCAUCAUGUGGUUCGAUUCAGUGUUUGACUCAUGGAGAAGAGAUUCAUGGGUUCCUUGUGAAAAAUGGGCUGCAUUCUGAUGAGUUCUUGGUUAGUGGGUUGAUUGAAAUGUACAUGAAAUGUGGAGAUAUAAAGAAUGCUGAAAAUGUUUUUGAGAGAAUUCGUGAUAAUGAUUUGGUGGGAAGAAAUAGGGUGGUAUGGAAUGUGAUGAUAUUGGGGUAUGUUUCUAAUGAAUGUCUAUCAUUGGCGUUGGACUUGUUUGUUGAGAUGUUAGAAUUAGGGAUCACCCCAGAUUCCCCAACUGUGGUCACUCUUCUAGUUUUGUGCUCCCAGUUGUUGGAUUUGGCUGUUGGAAAGCAAAUCCAUGGACUCAUUCUGGGUCUUAGCCUGGAUGAUGUAAGAGUUGGAACAGCUCUUAUGCAGAUGUAUUUUAAAUGUGGUGAUCCUGAAACUGGUUUGCAAAUGUUCAGAAGGUCUCAAUAUUAUAACUUAGUCAUGUGGGGUUCAGUGAUGUCCAAUUGUGCUCAGAAUGGUUACCCAAAUGAAGCAUUACAAUUGUUUGGUGAGUUUAUGUUGGAUUAUGGUUUUCCAGAUCCUGUCAUUCUUUUGGCUGUACUCCGGGCAUGUUCAUUCUUGACGCUUAAGCCUAGAGGGAUGGAAAUUCAUGGAUUGGCUAUAAAGAUGGGGUUUGAUUCUGAUGUUUUUGUUGGUGGUGCUCUGGUUGAUUUCUAUGGAAAAUGUGGAGACAUGAAGUAUGCUCAACAAGUUUUCCAUGGAUUAUCAACCAGAGAUCUGGUUUCAUGGAAUGCCCUAAUAUCUGGAUUUGCUCAAAAUAAGUGUGCAGAUGAGGCUUUAAUGGCAUUUCGUGAUAUGCAAACUGAACAAAUCAAGCCCAAUACUGUAACCAUGGCAUGCGUUCUUUCUGGUUGCUCUCACUUGUCAGUUAUGAUCCUUUGUAAGGAGGUUCACUGCUACCUACUACGACAUUGGCCAGAGACCAAUGCUCUUGUAAGCAAUUCUCUAAUAAGUGCCUAUGCCAAAUGUGGGGACAUACAUAGCUCAUGGACUGUGUUUGAGAAAUUGCCUGUAAGAGAUGAAGUUUCGUGGAAUUCAAUCCUACUGGCUUUAGGAAUGCAUGGCCAUACUAAUGAAAUGUUUGCAACAUUUGAAAAGAUGAAAGAAGCAAACUUAAAGCCUGACCAUGGAACUUUUACUACCCUCCUAUCUGCCUGCAGCCAUGCUGGGAAGGUUGACGCAGGAUGGAAAUAUUUCAAUAGCAUGAUGGUAGACUAUACACUUGAGCCUCGAGUUGAACAAUAUACUUGCAUGGUUGAUCUUCUGGGCCGAGCUGGCUAUCUAAAUCUGGCAUAUGAUCUGAUAAUGACAGUGCCUUGUUCUCCAGAUGACCGAGUAUGGGGUUCCCUUCUUGCAUCCUGCAAACAUCAUGGAGACACGAAGUUGGCAGAAGUUGUGGCAAAUCACAUAUUUGAUCUUGAUCCUUCAAGUGUUGGUUACCGUGUACUCCUAGCAAAUCUGUAUGAAGAUUCUGGGAACUUGAAAGAAGUUUCUCGAGUUCGAACUGAAAUUAAAUACAUGGGACUGAAAAAGCAGCCUGGAUGCAGUUGGAUUGAAGUUGAUAACAGUAUACAUAUAUUUGUUGCUGGUGAUCACUCACAUGAUCAGUCUGAGGAUAUCUAUGCUACCAUAGAAGGUUUAUCACUAGAAAUGAAAAGAGUGGGCUAUAUUCCUCAAAUUCAAACAGCAAGCAAUGAUUACUGGGCCUGA